Molecule: messenger RNA, 1654 nt
Organism: Chinchilla lanigera (long-tailed chinchilla)
Lineage: Eukaryota; Metazoa; Chordata; Mammalia; Rodentia; Chinchillidae
Gene: Csn2
Product: casein beta
Exons: 7
Coding region: 1-1320 (439 amino acids)
Source: RefSeq, a predicted model, not a curated record
AUGGGAGAUUCUGGUCACAGUACAGAAGACCAGAACGCUGAUAAUAACGAUGCUGGUAAAAACCAGGCCCCUGAGUUUUCUGCUGGGGUGAAGGACUUCAUUGGUUGUCAGACUCCAGAUGACGUGCACUGUGCCUUGGCAGAAAUGCAGUCUUCAGCCUUUCAGCACAGGCCCUUGGGCCUCCUGACACACCCUUGCAUGGGACUCUACACUGAAUAUGGACACUGCCUUCCACUGAAUCCUUUGGAUCUCCAGCGUGCAGACAGACCUUUCACACUCUUGUACACCUGCUUCACAGGAGGCCGUUGUAAACCGAUCUUAAAAGCCCUGGCUGCCCAUUGUGCCUUUGUCUGCUCGCUCCAGACUGCCAAGGCCGCUGGCAACAUUGUGCGUAUGAUUUCUGAGAAGAUGAACCCAAAAGACCAUUCAAGAAAAUUCCUUUAUACCAAGGAAAAUAAUGCCGGCACUUGGCCAGCGUUACGAAGGUCUCGCUUUAGAGCUGCCGGUCAGCCUUUUCAGACCAGCUGUGCGCAAGCACAGCAGCAGAGCGGUCUGCGGCACCCGCGCGGUCCACACCCGCGCGCUCCCCGCACACCCGCGGGCGCAGCGAGAGAGAGAACCGAACCUUUGUCCGAUUCCCGAACACUGAUUUCACACUGCGAGGAACAAGUCUUAAGCGCGCCAAGUCGCAGACCUUCCCGCCUCCUCUCCGGGUGGUGGUCGACUGACACUGCGAUCGGGCGGGUGGCGACCCAGGCCGCUGCCCUGCCCUUCUUCCAGGACCAGCGCCAGCCCCCGGCCCCCUACGCCGCGCCCGUGCCCUACGCCGUCCCGGCUCCGAGCCUCCUGCCCGCGCCCCUGCAGCUGCUGCAGCCCGAGGUGAUGGCCAGCCUCCCCCGGGCCGAGCCGGCGCCCUUCACGCCCGCCGCUUUCCCCAUCCCCGUCCCCGGCGUCCUCGGCCCGCAGAUCCCGGGCGUCCUCGGCCCGCAGAUCCCCACGCUGCCCCUGCUCCCGCCCGCCGUGCCGCAGCUGCCCCCGGCGCUCCAGGUGCCCGCGCUCCAGGUGCCCGCGCUCCAGGUGCCCCCGGCGCUCCAGGUGCCCGCGCUCCAGGUGCCCCCGGCGCUCCAGGUGCCCGCGGUCCAGGUGCCCCCGGCGCUCCAGGUGCAGGCGCUCCAGCUGCCCCAGGCGCUGCAGCUCCCCGCGCACGCGCAGCCGGUCCAGCAGACGCACGCGCCCAACCGGCUCCUCCUGCAGCUCUACCGGGCCCUUCAGGCCCAGCCCGCCCUGAGCGCCCCGGAGCACGGCCACGCCGCUGUCUAAGAGGAUUUCAAGAUCAAUGCUUCCACGUCAUAUUUUGAAUUGACUGAAACUGGAAAUGUGGCAUCUUUUCUUCGUGUUAUAUUACCAAAAAUCACUGAUUUUUAAAUGAAUUUACAUGAAAAAAUGAAACUUUGUUGUUUAUGUUGGGUAUUAUGUGACAUUCACUUAAUUCGAAUUUGAACAGUGAACUCGUUACCUUUUCCAAAUUGUAAGUUCAGUAUUGAGCUGGAAAUACUGUAAGCACAUCAAAAAUGUUAUACACAUUUCUGGAACUGGAUUUGCUAUUAUUUCUUUAGGAACCUAUUUCCAUUCUAGUCAUUUCAAUAAAUUAAUC